CGCGGCGCCCGCGGGAAGGGGCUGAGCCGCCCGCCGCCGCCCGGAUGGGGAGCCUCGCCGCGCUCGCCCUCAGCCUGCUCCUGCGGCUGCAGCUGCCGCCGCUGCCCGGCGCCCGCGCGCAGAGCGCCGCAGGUGGCUGUGCCUUUGAUGAGCACUACAGCAACUGUGGUUAUAGCGUGGCCCUGGGGACCAAUGGUUUUACCUGGGAGCAGAUUAACACGUGGGAGAAACCAAUGCUGGACCCAGCGGUGCCCACAGGAUCCUUCAUGAUGGUGAACAGCUCUGGGAGAGCCUCUGGCCAGAAGGCCCAUCUUCUCCUGCCUACCCUGAAGGAGAAUGACACCCACUGCAUCGAUUUCCAUUACUACUUCUCCAGCCGCGACAGGUCCAGCCCAGGAGCCUUGAAUGUCUAUGUGAAGGUGAACGGUGGGCCCCAGGGGAACCCUGUCUGGAACGUGUCUGGGGUCGUCACUGAGGGCUGGGUGAAGGCAGAGCUUGCCAUCUCCACAUUCUGGCCACAUUUCUACCAGGUGAUAUUUGAAUCCGUCUCUUUGAAGGGCCAUCCUGGCUACAUCGCUGUGGACGAGGUGCGGGUCCUCGCGCAUCCUUGCAGAAAAGCACCUCACUUUCUGCGGCUCCAAAACGUCGAGGUGAACGUGGGGCAGAACGCCACGUUUCAGUGCAUUGCUGGUGGGAAGUGGUCCCAGCAUGACAAACUUUGGCUCCAGCAAUGGAACGGCAGGGAUACUGCCCUCAUGGUCACCCGCGUGGUCAACCACAGGCGCUUCUCGGCCACGGUCAGCGUGGCCGACACUGCCCAGCGGAGUGUGAGCAAGUACCGCUGUGUGAUCCGCUCCGAUGGUGGCUCCGGUGUGUCCAACUACGCUGAGCUGAUUGUGAAAGAGCCUCCUACACCCAUCGCCCCCCCAGAGCUGCUGGCCGUGGGGGCCACAUACCUGUGGAUCAAGCCAAAUGCCAACUCUAUCAUUGGGGAUGGCCCCAUCAUCCUGAAGGAGGUGGAAUAUCGCACCACCACGGGCACCUGGGCUGAGACCCACAUAGUCGACUCUCCCAACUAUAAGCUGUGGCAUCUGGACCCUGACGUGGAGUACGAGAUCCGGGUGCUACUCACACGACCGGGAGAAGGGGGCACGGGGCCCCCAGGGCCCCCCCUCACCACCAGAACCAAGUGUGCAGACCCAGUGCACGGCCCGCAGAACGUGGAGAUCGUGGACAUCCGAGCCCGGCAGCUGACCCUGCAGUGGGAGCCCUUCGGCUAUGCAGUGACCCGCUGCCACAGCUACAACCUCACUGUGCAGUACCAGUACGUGUUCAACCAGCAGCAGUACGAGGCCGAGGAGGUCAUUCAGACCUCCUCCCACUACACUCUGCGGGGCCUGCGCCCCUUCAUGACCAUCCGGCUGCGGCUCCUGCUGUCCAACCCCGAGGGCCGGAUGGAGAGCGAGGAGCUGGUGGUACAGACGGAGGAGGAUGUUCCAGGAGCUGUUCCUCUGGAAUCCAUUCAAGGCGGGCCCUUUGAGGAGAAGAUCUACAUCCAGUGGAAGCCUCCCAAUGAGACCAAUGGGGUCAUCACACUCUAUGAGAUCAACUACAAGGCUGUUGGCUCCCUGGACCCAAGUGCUGACCUCUCCAGCCAGAGGGGGAAAGUGUUCAAGCUCCGGAAUGAAACCCACCACCUCUUUGUGGGUCUGUACCCAGGGACCACCUACUCCUUCACCAUCAAGGCCAGCACAGCAAAGGGCUUUGGGCCCCCCGUCACCACUAGGAUCGCCACCAAAAUUUCAGCUCCGUCGAUGCCUGAAUAUGACACAGACACCCCUCUGAAUGAAACAGACACAACCAUCACGGUGAUGCUGAAGCCCGCUCAGUCUCGGGGAGCACCUGUCAGUGUCUAUCAGCUGGUUGUCAAGGAAGAGCGGCUUCAGAAGUCACGGAGAGCAGCUGACAUCGUUGAGUGCUUUCCGGUGCCUGUGAGCUAUAGGAAUGCCUCCAGCCUUGAUUCUCUGCACUACUUUGCUGCUGAAUUGAAGCCCGCCAACCUGCCUGUCACCCAGCCAUUUACAGUGGGUGACAACAAGACAUACAAUGGCUACUGGAACCCUCCUCUUUCCCCUCUGAAAAGCUACAGCAUCUACUUCCAGGCACUCAGCAAAGCAAAUGGAGAGACCAAAAUCAACUGUGUUCGUCUGGCUACGAAAGCGCCAAUGGGCAGCGCCCAGGUGACCCUGGGGACUCCACGCUGCCUCCUCACCACAGGUGCCUCCACUCAGAAUUCUAACACCGUGGAGCCAGAGAAGCAGGUGGACAGCACCGUGAAGAUGGCCGGUGUGAUCGCCGGCCUCCUGAUGUUCAUCAUCAUUCUCCUGGGCGUGAUGCUGACCAUCAAAAGGAGAAGAAAUGCUUAUUCCUACUCCUAUUACUUGAAGCUGGCCAAGAAGCAGAAGGAGACGCAGAGUGGAGCCCAGCGGGAGAUGGGGCCUGUAGCCUCAGCCGACAAACCCGCCGCCAAGCUGGGCACCAGCCGCAACGAUGAAGGCUUCUCCGCUAGCUCCCAGGACGUUAACGGAUUCACAGAUGGCAGCCGCGGGGAGCUGUCCCAGCCCACGCUGACGAUCCAGACCCACCCCUACCGGGCCUGCGACCCCGUGGAGAUGAGCUAUCCCCGGGACCAGUUCCAGCCCGCCAUCCGGGUGGCUGACCUGCUGCAGCACAUCACCCAGAUGAAGAGAGGCCAGGGCUAUGGGUUCAAGGAAGAAUAUGAGAAAGAUCUCUCUGAUUACAGUGGAGAAUGGAUUGAAGGGGACAAAACGAAAGCAAGAGAAACCAGUGAGGAGACUCAUGGGAAAGUAUUUCUCCAGGCCUUACCAGAGGGGCAGACUGCUUCGUGGGACACAGCCAAAGAGGAUGAAAACCGCAAUAAGAAUCGAUACGGGAACAUCAUCUCCUAUGACCAUUCCCGAGUGCGGCUGCUGGUGCUGGAUGGAGACCCACACUCCGACUACAUCAAUGCCAACUACAUUGAUGGAUACCAUCGACCUCGCCAUUACAUUGCAACUCAGGGUCCCAUGCAGGAGACCGUGAAGGACUUUUGGAGGAUGAUCUGGCAGGAGAACUCAGCCAGCAUCGUCAUGGUGACAAACCUCGUGGAGGUGGGCAGGCACCCAGCGGAACACACUGUGGGAAAUGCCACUCUAGGCCGUGCGGCGUCCCCCGGAAUGGUGAAGUGUGUGCGAUACUGGCCGGAUGACACGGAGGUCUAUGGAGACAUUAAAGUCACACUGAUUGAAACAGAGCCCCUGGCAGAAUAUGUCAUUCGCACCUUCACAGUCCAGAAGAAAGGCUACCACGAGAUCCGGGAGCUCCGCCUCUUCCACUUCACCAGCUGGCCCGACCACGGUGUCCCCUGCUAUGCCACUGGUCUCCUGGGCUUCGUCCGCCAGGUCAAGUUCCUCAACCCCCCUGAGGCUGGGCCCAUAGUGGUCCACUGCAGUGCUGGAGCUGGGAGGACUGGCUGCUUCAUUGCCAUUGACACCAUGCUUGACAUGGCCGAGAACGAAGGGGUGGUGGACAUCUUCAAUUGUGUGCGUGAGCUUCGGGCCCAGAGGGUCAACCUGGUGCAGACAGAGGAGCAAUACGUGUUUGUGCAUGACGCCAUCCUGGAAGCGUGCCUCUGCGGCAACACAGCCAUUCCCGUGUGCGAGUUCCGCUCUCUCUACUACAACAUCAGCAGGCUGGACCCCCAGACCAACUCCAGCCAAAUCAAAGAUGAAUUUCAGACCCUCAACAUUGUGACUCCCCGUGUCCGGCCCGAGGACUGCAGCAUCGGGCUCCUGCCCCGGAACCAUGACAAGAAUCGGAGCAUGGAUGUCCUGCCCCUGGACCGCUGCCUGCCCUUCCUCAUCUCGGUGGAUGGAGAAUCCAGCAACUACAUCAAUGCAGCACUGAUGGACAGCCACAAGCAGCCUGCCGCCUUUGUGGUCACCCAGCAUCCUCUACCCAACACCGUGGCAGACUUCUGGAGGCUGGUGUUCGAUUAUAACUGCUCCUCCGUGGUGAUGCUGAAUGAGAUGGACACUGCUCAGCUCUGUAUGCAGUACUGGCCCGAGAAGACCUCCGGGUGCUACGGGCCCAUCCAGGUGGAGUUUGUCUCUGCAGACAUCGAUGAGGACAUCAUCCACAGAAUAUUCCGCAUCUGCAACAUGGCACGGCCACAGGAUGGGUAUCGCAUAGUCCAGCACCUCCAGUACAUCGGCUGGCCCGCCUACCAGGACACACCACCCAACAAGCGCUCUUUGCUCAAAGUGGUCCGCCGGCGGGAGAAGUGGCAGGAGCAGUACGACGGGCGGGAGGGACGCAGCGUGGUGCACUGCCUAAACGGGGGAGGCCGCAGUGGAACCUUCUGUGCCAUCUGCAGUGUGUGUGAGAUGAUUCAGCAGCAAAACAUCAUUGACGUGUUCCAUAUCGUGAAAACGCUGCGUAACAACAAGUCCAACAUGGUGGAGACCCUGGAACAGUAUAAAUUUGUAUACGAGGUGGCACUGGAAUAUUUAAGCUCCUUUUAGCCCAGCGGGAUGGGGAACCUGCUGGAAUCCACAGGCUGCUGCAGCCAAGCCCCCUUUUCUGUGAAUGGCAGUGACUGGGCUCAGGGGCAAAGAGGCACCUGCCCAACUCCAAGGAGAAGACUGGUGGUCCCGUGGCCGUGGUGGGCUCUGCACUUUCUGAGGGGUCUCCUGUGGCUGUGGGAGAUGCUGCUCUGAAAGGCCCAGGCUUCCCUUCUGCACCGAAGCAGCCACAGCCAUGGAAGUGCAUCCGUGGCAAGGCCCUGGAUUUUUUGGUUCCCAGACCUCUUGCUUUCGCUCCUUUCGAGUUUGUGACUCUCAUGGCAGGCCGACUGUGUGGGCGUGGGGAGUGACAGUCUCCGCUGCCCAUGGGAGGGUAGGGGAUGCACGUUCUGCUCCUCUGUGCUGUCCUGGAAAUGAUGGGGCCCUCCUGCCCACUGCAGUCUCCUUCAGGGACCUUUGGCACUGCACCCCUUCCAGUCCGGAUCAGUGUGACCUUGGGACACUUCCAAAUACAGCAGAAGUCCCCGCCCUCACACCUACCCUGCAUGGGGCCUGGCCCACUGCCACUCUGCACCCCUUCCCCAGCCUGGUCCCUGGCCUGUCAUUCUCUGGCCAGCCCACUGUGUCCACAACCACUCUUUGAUAAAGGUUUUCUUUGCUUGUGUUUGUGGUCAGUGGGAGGGAGAGUAGAGCCCUUUGCUGCUCCUCCUUGUCCUUGUGAAAAGCAGCUACCCCCCUGGGGCAGGGGCCUUGCUGACCCCAGUCUCUCGGGUGGGAGCUUUGUUUGGGAGGGACAAACGAGAUUUGAUUUUCCAGAGUGUAUGUGAAAAGAAACUUUCUUUUGGGGGGUGUAAAAUCCUAGUCUUUUUUUGUCAAAAUGGAAAGAGAAGGGAUGUGUAGCUAUAAGACACAUCUCUCAGGCCUAUCAUCUUUCCUGGCUGAGACUAGCUCUGAAUGUUCUUCAAAGGUCCCCCCCCGUGGGGCAGCACAGCCAUUGAGCAAGGGAAAAGUGAGCAGGUCUGCAGACCGUCCCUCCAAGUUCUGUUCAGAUAAAGAACCAGCUUUGUGCAUAAUCUUGCAUCUCCAUACUCGAACUUCUUACUAAAGAAACCCAGCUGCCAUCUCGGAAAAGGUCACUGUGUACCCAGUUAUACUUUAGUUGAAAAUAAAGCCAAAGGAGAUCAUGCCUGGGGACCUAGGGUCUUACCCAAAGUCUGGGUGAGUCUAUGACAAGGGCCCAACUGUUGCUCGGCAUCUGUCGUGUGCCAGGCUUGGCACAUCCCGCAUCUUGCUUAGAACCCCCACAUGAGAGCCGUCAGCUGGUAUCACUCCACUGUCCAAUGGGGGAAACUGAGGCAUCUCCCUCAGUGAUGACAAUCUGGGUUCCGUAAAGGCAGAUAACGACAGAGACUUAUUUGUACUGUUCUCUUCAUCUUUUGUCAGUCAAGCAAUUCUUUUAUGGAGAGAAAAUAAGAUCAGGAACUUCUGAGCAGAAAACUCCACCAUGGAACUAUAAUUUCUUUCAGAUGCCAUUUCUUCUGGGAGACCCAGAAUUUCAGAUAUAUUUUAGCAACUCAUUCCAGCUCCCCAGGAAAGCUAGUCUCAGCUAAUUUCUUAGCCAGUGAGAACAGUUCCCUGUUCCCUCAGGCUGGGAGGUCUGACAGCUGAGGACACUGUCUCCACCUUGGCCUCUAGCCUGUGCUAAGGCACAGUAUCUGGCGGGCUUGGGGUGGCCUGCCAUCCAGGACGCUCCAACUUGGAGGCUGGUCGAACCUCAGACAAGGCAUGAGGAGCACAGAAUUCAAUAAGGCACAGCUUUUGCUCUCAAGAGGUCACUGUAAAUUGGGGAAGUUGAACCUCACUGCAGUGGGGCUUAAGCCUCUGCAUGCUAUUUGAGCGUAAGAUCAAGAGAGACUGCCUAGGGCUUCCUAGAGGAGGUGACAGCCAUUCCAGCUGGGUCUCAACAGGUAGAAAAGGAAGAAGGGAAUUUCAGGCCAAGGAAUUAAGCAUUUGCAAUGGCAAAGACGUGAGAAAAGGCCUGGGGUGGGGUGGCAGAGUAUGGAGGGAGGUGGGCCCAGCUGGAGCAUAGCACAGCAGGUAUGGCGGGAGGUGAGUGCAGGUGCGCCCCUGUGGGCAUCAAGGAGCCCGCAGAGCUUUUGAGUGAUGCGCUCGAUUCAGUGUUGGAGAAGGUUCACUCUGGGGCCAGUGAGGCCGCCUCUUUUCCUAUCAUCAGACACUGUGAAAACAUUCCCUUAAGUGUAUACUUUUUAAUAACACAUCUAUUUGUCUGUCUGCUCAUAGUUUUGUUGCUGGAACAAAAUGUGCAGUGGAGCAUGAGACUCAGCCUCUGCCUCAUGGUCUCUGCUCUACCACGGGGCCGAGUGACUGAGCCAGGCCUGCAGACUUAUGAGGAUGGGUGUGAAAGGAGCUCUCAGAAGCUGCUCUCGUUGGCACAGGCUCAGGAGCUGUCUGGAUGUCCCUGGACACCAGGCUUGAUCAAGGCAGGCUGUCACUUUGGGGGUUCAUAAGGAAGUGAAGGGAGGCAAAGGAGACCCCCAGUGAAUCCAUUCUUCUCCUCUGAUGGGCCCCUUCCUGGGUGUGCCUGAGCAGGUCCCCAGGCCCUCCAUGGUCCUGCUGGCUUCCCCUGCCUCCAGUCCAUGCCUCCAGCAGCUUGUAAUAUAUGCUCUUUUCUCAGAUCCUGGCUCACCCAUACAGAAUUGGGAGGGAGAGGCGACUGACACAAAUCCUAGCAGUUAUUCCAAUAUGUGACUUUAGGGAGAAGGAAAUCAGCAAAAAAACUCAGGCCAUGGUACAGUAACCAACUCAACACCCCCCUCCAAUUUCCUCACAACCCAGCCACCCUGCAAAGAAGGCAGGGCAGGGAACAGGUCCUGGGCCAGUUUGCACAAGAAGAAACAGGCUCGUGGAUGGGGCUGUCCUCCCUAAGAUCCCUCGUGGCAGGAGCUUGGAUGAGAUGGGGCACCUGUGCGCAGGAAUUUGCACUGGCCCCUCCCCUGGGAAAUCUCCUGAGCAAGCUCCACCUCCGUGGGGGCAUUCUCCCCGCAGCGCACUCUUAGGGUGGGCUCACCUCUCAGAGGAAACUAGUAUCAAUGCUCUGGGAGUCUCCACAACGCGGCCUCUCAGCUCCAGGGUACCAGAGAGCCCCUCCUUACUACAGAGCUCCAUGGUUCUCACCUCCUAGUUAUGGACCCUGUUUGGAGGCAAUGUGAGGAGUUAAUGAGAAUCCGGGAACCAUCCCAGGUUGCAUAUGCAUAUGGCCUGGAUGUAGUUUCCGGGUGUAUCUCACUGUUCUGCAACAUCGUUAGGGUUCACCCAGCUCACCAGACGGAGAUCCUGGAUCUGUCUGGGGCCUCUGGGCCUCUAGAUGACCAGGGCAGGCCUCCCUUUGUGGGAACAGAAGGCAACAGCUUGCAGGUAGUACCAGCAGCUCUGUGCUGGGCACUCUAACAUGUGAGUUCACUGAAUUCCUCCAACAUCCCUAAAAGGUGUUUGUGAUUGUCACAGAUGAGGAAACUGAGGCUCAGAGGGGAGACACCACUUACCCCAUAGUUCCACAGUCAGGGGACGAGGAUUUAAAUUGAUUCCUCAGACUUCAGAGACAGGAUUGUCCCACCGUGUCUCAGAUUUUCCCUCGGGGCACCCCUUAACAGCAAAGACUACAGUGAAAGAGAUUACCCCGUGGAUCUUGUAAAGCCCAAAGCAGAUCAUGGUAAGCUUAAAAUUCCUUUACAGUUUCAUGUUUUACAACCAUUCAUACAAUAUUUGCAUUCCACUCUAUUUGCCUGAUUUGCUUUAAUAUGACUAUAUAAAUAUUUUUCUAAACCAUAUGCCCUGUCCCUCAUAUGGCUUUGAUCACCUCAACUCACUACAAUGGUCCCUAGGAAACUCUAUCCCAGUCUGCAGGGCAUAGUGCCUGGCCAUGCUGCUGCCCCAUGAGGCACCUAUGGUAUGCAGGGCCCUGGAGGGGGCACUGCCAGGAUGCACAGGCUACUAUGGCACUGUUCAUCCCGUGGUGAGGAAAGGUGUGGUGGUGGAAAGAGCUAAGAUCCAGCCUUGCCAACCAAUUAGUGGAAAAAGAUGUGAAAAAAGGAGCCUCUGUUCAAAGGGGUAGAAUCAGAGAGCUCUGAACAGGGAGACAGAGGGGCCAGGCUAAGAGGUUGAGACCGCACAAGAAUACUCAGAACCAAAGAUGCUUAUGGACUAUUGGGCAAAGUGGUCACCUCUGUGACACAGCAUGACAGGUGGAGAAGGACUGGCCGGAACCACUUGGAGCCGGGGUGUUGCUUUGACCCUGGAACAAGUCUCAGAGUCUUGGAGAAAGGAUGAUAAUUUUCCCUCUGAGCAAUCACAUUUAUCCAUCAACCAUCCCUCGUGGCUAAGCCAGCUCCUGCUGUGUGUCCUCGCACGGCCUCUGGCGUGAAUCCCUGUUGUGUGCAUAGAGGUGUUGGUCUAGCAGAUGGCACAAGGGAGGCCAACAGAAGAGCAGUCAGGUGCUUAUCGUGUCAUCUCUGCAGGAGUGACUGCCCAACCCAGAUCCAGAGGCACUGCAGAGUGUGACAGUUCCCCUGCACGUCACUGCUCUGAAACAGAACAAAGCCACCAUCUCUUAGCCCUCAUCUGGCCACUCCUGGGCUGCCCAGACAGGCAAUCAGCACCAUGCUGAGUCAGGCGUAAUGUCAUGGAAAACGUGGGUCAGCAUGGAAAACGUGGGUCAGCCCAAGGAUAAGAGGCGCAGGAUGCUAAUGCUAACCGUAAGGCCAAUGGAUCCUGUUGGGCCAAGAUCCCUGGGUACAAAUGGUCAACCCAAGCUGCAGGGCCAGUCAGUGGAUGAGACAUGAGUCGCAUGGACGGCCAUAGCUUCUCAAGGCCCUGACUUGCCUUUCCCAUCAUUUAACUAGUCUAAGCUGCUUCUCAGCCAGUGAUGCCAGCUCCAAAUCAUAGCCAAGUAAAACACAGAAAUAGGCAAGGUGAAUCCAACUAGAGGAGACACCCUGAGAUUCAACCUUAUUCCUGUACUCCCAUGCAAGAGCUCCAUGUUGGAAGCGUUCCAUGUCGACAUAUCCAGAAGUGAUAACAUGCAGGGCCUUGGCCUCACCUAGCCAAGAUCUAUCUGCCUUUGAGGUCCUGUAUGGUCUGAGCAUCAGGGAGAGAAGUCAGUAGCCCUGAGUGGAGGGGGCAGUUCUACUCCUAUUUCUUCUGGCACAUAUUUCAGGGUUAUGGAUAUGAUCCUCAGAAGCACAGCGGAGAUGUCUAAGCCAUAUUCAUGCACAGGAGGCUCUCUUCCAGUUUAUUGGUGACCAGAGACAGACGUGUGCAUGGCACUGACUAUAUGAACCUCUUGUAUUGACCAAGACCAGCUCUUGCAAACCCCCUCCCCACCUCCAGAGAGAUGGAGAAAGAUCAUCAAAGGGGCCACAUUCACCCCCUGAAGUCUACCCUAAGGGGUAGUCAGCGCCUACAAUGGGAGAUACUGGGCCUGGCAUCCUAGCUGUCUCGGGAGUGGUCCGCUGGGGCUGAUUCAAGGGAUAGGGAGAGGCUCACCAUGUCAGGAGGCCUGUAGGGAAGAGCUGUUGGGCUGGAUCACCAUAGAGCUUCCUUCUCAAUCUGAGAGCUGCUCCAAGUGAUGGGAUUCAAAUCCUGAUCCUUGGUUGUAAUGUUCAGAGAAUGAGGGUCUGGGGGCCUUAGGGUGUUGGACAGGAAGAAUUGGUAUGAAAGCCUGGAGUUCAGGGUAAUCAGUGUAAUUCAUAGUUCUUAAAUUCAUGGUGGAUGGGAUUUUGAGAUUUGGGACAGAAGGGGAAUGUGAAGUAACCUGCCUGUACAACAAAUCAAGUCCCUGUACACAUACUUCAGUGCCUUUGGGCUUGUGAAUGCAAAUCAGUGGGCCUCCUACGUGAUGGUCCAACAAACUCUUAGUGCCCACCUGCCCCUCUCCCCCAUGGAAGAUUACCAAUGGGAGAUGUUCUUUGGGUUAAAGCCUCCAGGGUGGUCUGGAGGCUCAGAGGGAAAAGUGGUGUCAUCCAGGUCAAAUCAGGCUUCCAGAGGGUCAGGUGGAAUGCAAGUGCCCAUAUUCUCCAGUCUGUAGGUUAUUAGGCAAAUUCAAGCACAAUUUGCUAGUCCCAGGCACUCCCGCGAGUGGAACCAAGCCCGGCAGCGGAACUUAGUAACUGUAAGGAAGCACUUGCUCUCUGCCAGAGAGGAUGAGAUGGCCUUGAAGUUUCUUCCACCCUAGACGGGUGAGAUCCUAUGGAACUGGGACCAUGUUUGAACUCCUGUGUUCCUGCCAAGCACCAGCGUCUGCUUGGUUUGUGCAGGUUGAAGCUUCCUGCUCUCCUGCCUGAGUCUUCCCACCAUUCAGGCCAAGAUGCUGUUCUGGUCACACAUCCAGGGCUCACCCAGACUGGUUAUCACUAAACAGCCAGAGAGAGCCGCUGCUUUGCCAUAGACCCAGUGCCCAUCAAGAUCUCUGAUGAGACCAGCCAUAAUUCAGACCACUGACCAACAGAACAUCACAGACAGCCAGAACCAGUAAGUGUCUGUGCAGGACCCAGAGAAGGGCUUUGCUUACCGUACACAUUAUCUCCAGAGGUUAAGUCCACCCCCAUGCCCCACUCAAGGCCCUUGGAGCAGAUUGCAGAAGCCAAAGCACAGUGACCCAGUUGGCAUGUGAUUAUAAUUGGCCUCAGGGCAUCCAUUUCAUUGCCAGGUGGACCCUGGGCUAGCCCCGGGUUAAUCCAGGCUAACCCAUAUUGGCAAUCAGACUCAAAAGCACUUUUCUACCUUCUCUUUUCCCCCUACAUCCUACUAGCCAAUGAAAGGCAAAGCAUAGAAGCUUCUCCCUUGCCUGGGCAGCAGGACACCAUCAUAGCCCUCUAAGGGCCACCCUGGGGUUCCCACUCCACUCCAGGGAGGCUGACACUCUCACAUCCACUGGGCUUAUGAUACUGCAUGAGACCAAAGUCUCCACAUGGUUUUCAGCUCCCUCCAUGAGUCCCAGUGGCCUGCACUGUAUAGUUUGGGUGUUUGAUAGAUAAAGCACGUAUGAGAAGAGAAAACAAAAUAAAUCAACUACGAAAAAAAAAAAAAGCCAGCACCAUGCUGUCAAUGUUCUUUUUUUUCCCGUUUCCUUUCCAAUUCUGGCUGAGAAAAGCAGAAGGUAAAUAAUGUCGGGUCAAUGAAUAUCAGAUAUAUUUUUUGACUGUACCUUAUGGUGAAGUGUAAUCUUUUUACACCUGCAAGUCCAUCUUAUUUAUUCUUGUAAAUGUUCCCUGACAAUGUUUGUAAUAUGGCUGUGUUGGAAAUCUAUACAAUAAAGCUGUGACCCUGA
Messenger RNA from Manis javanica (Malayan pangolin), 11928 nucleotides. NCBI's taxonomy places the organism in Eukaryota, Metazoa, Chordata, Mammalia, Pholidota, Manidae. The record is from RefSeq and is a predicted model, not a curated record.